This is a messenger RNA of Cordyceps militaris CM01, 1053 nucleotides long. Its product is annotated as Protein kinase-like domain. The transcript has 2 exons. Lineage: Eukaryota; Fungi; Ascomycota; Sordariomycetes; Hypocreales; Cordycipitaceae. The record is from RefSeq and is a predicted model, not a curated record. Gene Ontology annotation, biological process: protein phosphorylation. Bases 1 to 1053 code for a protein of 350 amino acids. Gene Ontology annotation, molecular function: protein kinase activity; ATP binding.
AUGUUGAUCUUUACGCAAAUAUUCCAGAAACUCUUUGCUGUGCUGGGACAUUGGGCAAAAGUCGCAUCGUUGCUACUCUUGCGCCUUCGUCCCAAAGCCUCCAGCACCGAUAAUAUUGAGCAACAAGACGACAUCAAGCGGAAUCCAACCCCCCCGCCUCCCUCUCUCGAAUAUAUACCUGUAUACGGUGAAUGGGAACGAAAACACUUCCCCCACUGGCCCGAAGCCAGAUUCCAGAUACCCGCUAUAAAGGAGCAUGCUGGGCAGGUCUACUACCUCCGCAAGGGAGACUUGGUCGGUUGGGGAACCACUGCGCUGGUAGAACGACUGCCCUCGGGCGAUGCAAUUGUCAAGACGCCUCUACAAAACCCUCUGAGCCCGACCGAAGAACGUAUGAACCGCGAGGCCGUGGCUCGCGAAGCCGAGGUCUAUCAGCGCCUAAGAAGUGGCGACAGGGAUGACAUGCGCACAGUUCCGAAAUUCCUAGGCUGGGAUGCCCAGUCCUGCACUCUGACCCUUGAAUAUCAGCCCAACGGAGACCUGGCUACCUACGUUAGGGACAAUGACGCCGCGAGCGGCUUGGAUCUUGAAACUCGUGGAAAGUGGGCGACCCAGGCAGCUCGAGCGCUGGCGAGCCUUCACGAUGAACAAGUAAUCCACGCCGACGUCGCCCCCCGGAAUUUUCUUUUGAAUAAAAGUUUAGAUUUGUGCAUCUGCGAUUUUGCUGGGAGUAUCUUUCCGGGAAGUUCUAUAGAAACAGGCGCUCCGGGGCCGAGGUAUCAGGCAGGACGUUGGGGGAGGGGCUAUGUACCGACCAAGGCUGACGACCUUUUCGCGCUUGGAUCGGUACUGUACUUCAUUAUGACCGGCAAUGAGCCCUAUGCGGAUCUAACGGAUGUUGAGGUUGGACGUCGCUUCCAAGCAGCCGAGUUUCCAGAGACGGGCUCCGUCCAAUGCGGUAGUGUUAUAGAUGACUGUUGGCACGGUAGGCUCACUACUGCCCAAGCUGUGGUGCAAGCUUUGAAUGGGAAUAGUGCAGAAAGCGGCUCAUAG